GUUCUUCUAGAUCACGGAAAAGCCAGCACCAUGGUAGCGUUAAUGAAAGUUUAUCAAGAGGAAGAUGAAGCAUAUCAGGAAUUAGUUACCGUGGCAACCAUGUUCUUUCAGUAUUUACUGCAGCCAUUCAGAGAUAUGCGAGAAGUUUCGACCUCAUGUAAGCGUGAUAUUUUGAAGUCCCUGAAUGAGAAUGACCUGGGUCCUAAAAGGGUGCUUGCCCUACAGAAGGAAGCCAGUGAAUGGACCAGACAGACUGAAGAAGCAGUGGUCUCUAUUCAAGAUAUCACUGUGAAUUAUUUUAAGGAAACAGUAACGGCAUUAACAGGAAUGCAGAAACAAAUGGAGCAGGAUCGGAAGAGGUUUGGCAAGGCUGCCUGGGCCACAGCUACGCCCAGGCUAGAAAAUCUCCAGCUCAUGUUAGCUCAGGAGACUCUGCAGCUCAUGAAAGCCAAAGAGCUGUGUCUCAACCACAGGUGCGCUGAAAUCCAGAGGAAGGUUAAAGAUCUUCCAGACCAAGGAAAGAAUAUAGAUGCUGUAGAUGAGCUAGAAAUACAGUAUUACGAGAUUCAGUUGGAGUUGUAUGAUGUUAAACUAGAGAUCCUGAAAAGCGAAGAGAUGAUCCUGGUCUCACGGUUGGACUCUGUUAAGAGACUUAUAAAAGAGAAACAGGAGGAAGUUGUCUAUUACGAUGUGUGUGAAAGCCCGGAGGAGCUGGAGAACGUGGCUGAUGACCUGGAGCUGCACCUUGAUCAGGAUGAAGAGCUGAGAGCACUCAGGCAGCAGUACCGGCAGCUGGAGGCUCAGCGGGGCCGCAUCUGUGCCAGAAGGGCCCACCUCAGGAACAGAAAGGAUCACUGCCGAGAAAACCAUCAGCUCAGACUGCAGCAGGCUCAACAGAGUGUGAAAUAUUUUCACCAGCACCACAAUAUUCAGAUGAAAAGAAACAAAAUGAAAGAAGAGGAACAAAAGAAAAAAGAAUGGUUAAAUCACGAACGUCAAAAAACACUUGAGCGACUAAGAGCAUAUAGGGAGAAGGGGCAAGCUCCUUGGUCUGCACUGAAAACAACCUGCUCAGAAACCAUGGUGCCAAACCUGUCAGGUGGACGCUCUCAGAAGAGGUCCUCAACUGCUCAUCACAAAGUAGCUCAUCGUGCCUCAAGCAAAACCAGAAGUGUUACUCCCUUACCUGAAGCUAUUAGGAAAACUCCUGAGUAUCAAGAUACCGAUAACAGUAUCCCGGUCCAGGUGUUUGUUCCAGAUGGCAACCAACUCUCCAGUGAGGGUCUGUCACUGCCACCACUGCCACCACAGCCACCACCUCCUCCGCCACUGCCUCCGCCUCCACCACCACUUCCUCUCCCUACUCCGUCCUCUUUUCAAGCUACCACUCAUCAGAAUGUAGGACUCAGGACUUUAGAAACAGAGGACCAGCCAUGCUCUCUAGUGUGCAAGGUGUCUGAGGAAAGACCAUGCGAUUGCCUGGAGGACUUGCACUGUACAGGCUCUAUGAAUGAAGUGUUGGCCUCCCUACGGCAGGGCAGGGCCUCUCUCAGGAAAGUAGCAGCACCUACCUUGUCCCCUCCCAGCACCUCAGUCAAUGAACAAGUCCUGGCUGCCAUCAGGCAGGGGGUACAGCUGAAGAAAGUCCACCCAGAUGGGGGCAAGAAGCACACCAGUGACCUGGAGAGGAGCAUCAGGGCAGCCCUGGAAAGAAUCAAGAAAGUGUCUUCUACUGACUCAGAGGACAGUGAUGAGCAGGGUCCUGUCGAGUGGGACCACUAGGGUCUCCAGGUGACAAAGGCAGACAGGCCUAUAAACCCUAGACAGCAAGAGUUCCCUGAGACUACUCUGUGGCCUUAACACUGGAGAGCAGUGGAGGUGUGGUAACUGUCACUCCCCACAGUAGGUUGGUCAUGGGAGCAGUACUGUGUCUACCCUAGAGGCACUGAGCUGGAGGUGCAGCCCGUGGUAUACGUUAGAUAGUGUGCUUCCAUGUGUAUGCACACUGGUUCCUCAGACUUAAAGGCUUGAAUGUGAACAUAAUUUUAGCAAUAAUCAGAAUAAAUUGCAUAUAUUCCAGGAUUACUUUAAAUAAAACUUAUUUUGUGUAUCAGCACUACAGAAGCUCAUAAUAAACAAUAUUUAUAAUGCA
This is a messenger RNA of Cricetulus griseus (Chinese hamster), 2152 nucleotides long. The record is from RefSeq and is a predicted model, not a curated record. NCBI's taxonomy places the organism in Eukaryota, Metazoa, Chordata, Mammalia, Rodentia, Cricetidae.